AAUCCGAUAAGGCACAGCAGUUUUCCCACGGAACAAGCCAUCUUGCGGUGUGAGUAAGCGUGUGUGCGUGUUUUUUCAUGUGCACUUGGCCCAUUUUGAAUAACGGAACGGGAUGUAUCUGUGUGUGCGUGCAUGAAGUGAAGUGCUAGCAUAGUACAUGUGCUUAGUGUUGUGCUAUAUCAAAAGUGUAUAAAAUAUGAAAAUGGUGCUAAAUGUUGGUACUGCCAGGACGUCUAAAUGAUCUCCCAGUGCAAGGUGGCUAAAAUUCUAUGCGUGGCCAGUCAAAGCAUCCGCUUAGAAGAGCAGUUACAAAGUACAAUGAAGAGUGCGUGUGAGUAUGCGGUUUUUCUGAUAAAUCAAGCAAAAAUUACUAUUAGUGUGCUAGAAAAUGCGGUUGACGUUCGUAUUUCUCGCUCAUUAUGGAAGCAAGUGAGAACGCGUGUACGCAUCCAUCAAAACCCAUUACCGCACUACCGUGUGAAGUGGUUUGGGAAAAAUAAACAAGAAACAAUCAGGUGCGAGUGCUUUCCGUGUGCACGAUGAAGAAAAAGCACUAGGCAUGUUAUAUGAUCGAAGUGACGCAGCAGAACAAGUGAGAACGCGGCAAUCAUUGGGUGUGUAAUCAUUCCCGACCGGGUGUUAAUAUCACUUUCAUUCCCCUUAAUACCGAUGGAAGGGAGGCACGCAAUCAACGGCGAGCCUGCAAAGGGUACGUGUGUUUGUGUGGAAAAUUCUAUGUGAAGCUCUCGCUCACACUCGAGAUCGCAAUGAGGAUCGUGGCCACAAAGCAACUGCUACGAAGCGAGGAACGCCACCACCGACGCCGCUGUUCACGUGGGAUCCAUUUGUUGUUCGGUGACUGGACUCGUGAUAUAAUCAAUUUUCAUGAACCACUGAACAAAAGCAUUAAGUUGAUAGCUGAAGGCUUCUCUGGCGUAAUGAGUAGUUUGCUGUGCAAGUUACUGAAACUGAAAAGAACAUUUUACCGUACUUUAUCGUCAUAAAUUCCCCUCAAAAUGAACUGCGGGAGAAAAAGUUUUAAGAUGAACAAGAUGAACUCCUAUUCGAAAGCGCGAAAGAGCUCGAUACGUGCGAAAAGUAAAGAGGAAAUGAGAGAGAACAGAACGUUCGGCAUUAGUCGGAGCUCGUUCGUUUGUUUCGCGAUGCCGACGCAGAGGCUCGACCCUUGGCUUUGCGUACAUGGAAAGCGUGAAACUUGGAAUAAACUUGAAGCCAACAUCGAGCAUGCAAGGUGUGUAUUGUUCGCUAUCCGUCCGGUGAAGGAUUGCGCGUGUGACCAUUGCAUUCUUCCACUAGCGAGCGUUCGAGCUGUAUCGCGCGUAUUUCGGAGUGGUGUAAGGCGACAACUACCACUACAGGCAAACGGGAAAUUGUGUUUUAAUCGAUCAUUAGUGAAACGUUUCGAUUCGAUUCGAAAACAACGAGCAAAAAGCACCGGCCACCGGGCGAUGUGAAAGAAGUGCGUAAAUUGGCGCUGCAGAAAAUGGAAGUGAAAUUAAAUUUGUCUCAUUAAGGGUUGAUUGGAUUUUAGCGGAGCAGUUCAGUUGUGAAGCGUGGAAAUUCCGACCAUAGUGACCAUCCGUUCCAUCUCCAAUGAUGAUGGUGUUUCGUGCCAUAUGCUGUGGGGCAUAGUGUGCUGUGUAUUGCCACCUAAUUUGAAGUUCCAGCCACAAGCUCUAUGGCUCAUUUGUGCGGGAAUAGCAAAUAGAAUAACAAAUAAGUCAGCAGUUUGCUGACAGUGAAGUGUGUCACUGUGUACGAUCGUUCUUUGACGAGGCAAAAUUGAAUUCAAAUACGAUCGAUCAAAACGGAACGGAGAGUGAAUAGCAGAACUGCCGAGCAGUGACUUUGAAAUACGUCUGGAGGAGGAUUACUAAGACGAUGACCAUGUCGCAUCUACUGAAGCAGACGAAAAAAUGCUGUGCGAAGAUUAUUCGCAAGCUGUCCUUCAAUCCGGCCUCUACUACGAACGGAAGCAGUGCUGUAGAUCAGUCACCCACCAACAAUGGUCAUGGGCUGAACAAUCGCAUAACGGCCAAGUAUGUGCUGCACAAAAACUGUACACCAACCCGGUGUAAGAUUCAACCAAGAGACUCCAGCAUCGUGGACGAUGUUGCUGUCGAGGGUUGGAUGGAAACGCGAAUGGAACAGGAUAAUGGAUUCUAUGCGCUAGGUGAUGGAGGAUCUCCAAAUCCAUCUCCACCGCCCAUUCCCGAAACGCAGAACAACUACAAACUGAGUCGAAGCAUGAAGAAUCUGCCCAAGAAGCGUACCAAUAUCACCAGCAACAAGAAUGUCAACCUUCGCAAAUGCUUCCGGCUGCGCUCGAAGACUUUCGAUGGACCACUAACGGAGGGUGAAUCGGUGAGGACUACGUCCGAAACGCUUGGCAGCUCUCCCUCCAUCGUUGAGGCCGGUAUGGGUGAGCGGCGGGAAGUAGUGGUCGCCGACUCAAUGACUCUAGCGAGUAACAACAGCAGUAGCAGGUUGCUCGGGGCUAAGCUGGAUAAGAUCAGCAAAAGCCUGAUGCGUUCCGGUGAUGGGGAAGGAUCGCUGGACAUUGCAAAACCGCUCUUCCUAUCCGCCAGUAAACAUCGGCGUAGUAACUACAAUCACAUCGAAGGUGAUGACGAGGACGCGGUGAGAGAUAGUGAUGAGAGUCAGCUUCAGGCACGCUGGAGACAAGAUGAAGAGCUAGUCCUAACGUCUGCUGCCAGUACAACCACCCUGGGCAGGAGAGAACAACGGUUAGAACAGGAGACAACCCUAUCGACGAUGGUGGAGGAAGAUCCUGCUGUACAGACACCGUCGGUCAUGGAGCGACUGACGGUUGCCGAAACGGCUGCAGCACUUCUCUUCGAGAAGGUUAAGUAUGACCGUACCAAGCGUUACCUGAUCGAUCAGCUUACGGACGCUGCUGGAGAGCGUGGCGGUACACCAAGCUCAUCAUCCUGUUGUUCGUCACCGUUACAUUUGGCGAAAAGUGAUGAUUUUGUCGAUCCGUGGAAGAACUACAACAUCCGUGGUGGUGCCAGUUGGGACAAAGUGUCCAAAAGUCCAUGGGAUUCUUCCGCCAAACCGAGCCCGGUUCGUGGUGAUAUCUGUAAGGCGCCUUCAUCGGCCCAAACGUCUCUGGACAUUGCGCAACAGCAGCAGACGCACCAGCAUCCAACCAUCCCCGCUUACCAACCGAUGCGUACACAUUGGAACCCAUUCGAAUAUUCGCCUGCUCAUCUGGCAAGGCUUACCGGUGCGUCCCAGCAGACACCAUCUCCACACCACCACCAGCAAUACCGACCAGCGUUCCAGGUGCAAACGGACGUUUGGGAGAAUCUCAACAGCAAGCACUACGAGAUCGACACGGAUGUGGUGUGGCGAUCGACACGCUGCUCGUCUCGACGUACCAGCGCCAGCACGGUGGAGACAUGGAUCGACGACGAAACGUUCGAUAACUCGUUCAACGAGGAGCUCGAGCGUCGCUGUGCAACACUCAAGAUCUGUGAGUGAGUGCCAUCGGGAUGUGCGGCAAACUCUAACGUCCAAUUCCGUCCGACAGUGGACCACUCGAGUGGAUCACUCCUUCUCUUCCAAUUUGCAUACCUGUAUGGAAGAUUGUUUGAAGUGAGUGUGCCCAACUCGGAACCUCCGCAUCGCCAUUAUCGUGUCAACCAUGUGCGUUGAGGCACUCUAAAGGCAAUAUUAGAUAGCAACACACGCUUGUGGUGUCCAGUACCCAGGGUGCCAUCGAAGCAGGGAAAGGGAAAAUAUUUCUUUUGAUGAUAAUUAUGUUGGUUUUUUUGUGAUAUAGAGUACAGUAUGCGUAUAUUUCACUCUUUUCAGUUUAAAAGUUGUACUUUGAUUUAGUUCUUACACACCAGAAGUACAUUUAAUAUUUAAAAAACCGCGUUUAGAGAACAAGCGAAAGUGAUAAUAAUGUAAUGAAAUUCCUAAAAGUUAAAAAAUGAUGCUCUUAACAUGUGUUUCAUAUCAAACAACGCAAGAAACUAUGACAUAUUUCCCAAUACUAAUCGGGAAUUUAUUUCUUCAAGAUUUCAUAUCCACUUUUACCUGUAGGAAUGCACUAAAAUAUAGUAUCACUACAGAAAGAAGGAGCAAUAAUUCACUUUGAUUUGAUCCCUAAACGUCGUGUAAACGCUACAUCUCCAGCAUGCAUGCGUGUGUAAAUAAUCGAUCGUACUAUUGAUUAGUGUGCGAAUUGUUUUACUAAUGCGUAAGAAGCCUUUACCAAGAAUCUUGUCAUGUAUGCAAUCAGGGAAUGCUAAUGUGUGUGUGUGUGUGUGUGAAUGGGAAGAGAUAUACGAAGCUAAGAUGGACGGGCCAUGGAACACGAGAAUGCUUACCCGCUUAAUUGAGAGAACGUGAAGCUUUAAUUAGUGUUUUGUAUUCACAGUGAAAGCACAGCACCACAAACAAGUGUAAAAGAAAAACACACACAAACACCUAAUCACAGCUCUAGCAUCCGAAGAGAUUAGAAUAAACAACAAUCAAAUAAAAGGCGACCAUUAACAAACGCGGGCCCCUUAGAUUCGUGAUUGAAAGGAGAAUCGUACGGAAAUUAGAAACCAUUAACAGAAGGCAAGAAGGAAGCGAUAAUAAAGGGAUCAAGUUGGUCCUUGCGCUGGGGAGUAGUGGGUGAGAGAGAGAGGAUGAUUAUCGGAGGAGGAAGGUGAGGGGACAAUCCGUAACGAACGAAGUACAAAGCAACUGUGAAAAGUGAGGUUAGAACGAUCUUAGUAGCCCGUUUCGAAGGUGCUGGGCACGUCUGUAUCCUGCGUUGCUACACAAGAAGCAAUGUGGAUGCUUGAUCUCAUCAAGUUGAUCUGUUCCGAAACCUGAUUACCUGAAGGGAACGAUCGUAAUGGGGGGUUUGUGAAAAUGAAUAACAGAUACUGCAUUUUGGGGAAGAAAACGUGUGUGAUUAUGAUCUUUACAACUGUAUAAGAAGUCCCAGUCGUUAGGUUUAGUUGUAUUAACUUCGGGAAGCGGGAGAGUAAUAAUGAUAAUUAUGAAUAGAAAAACCACGAAAGUGUGAUCAUCAAUAUAAACCUCCCCAGCAACAAAAUUGUCAUGCUCUCUCGUUAUAACUAAUCCACAAGCAAACCUGUCGAAGCGAGAAAGCAUGACGAUUUUGCUCGAUGGGUUUUGUUUCUUUUUUAUUUCUUAUAUCACACACACACACAUAAACGGGGAAGAGAAGUCCCAACAGAAAGUGAAGGCCAAAAACAUUCCAGGUUUGUAUGAAUCACGACCGAUUUGUGUGGGUUUUUGGCCGGUAGAUAUAUGCAACAACCACCCCCAUCCACCAAACGGAAUGCAUUUUUCCCUCCUCCAAACCAGCUCCACCAGCAUCUGACAAUGGUGGAAUGUGACCGAACGGGAUUCUUUUUCCUUAAGCAACAAACGUGAAAAUGGCUUGGGAAACGGCGAUUUGAUCGUUUCUCAUGCCACGCUCUCCAAAGGUCUCCAAAAAGGUCAUUCCCUGCUUGCUGUAUGCUACCAGAAAAGUACAAAUGCAGGAUAGAAGACCAAGGUAAGAAAGAUAUAGACAGAGAGAAUAAUGUGUGUACGAUGUCUUGUUCGUGGUUCAAGCUUCUUACGAGCAUUUUUAAGGCGAAAAAGUAACAGGAGCGAAGAACAUGCGUGAAGGUAAUAUUUUAUUAAUUUUCAAACCAACUUCAACAUGUUUAUCACCCGAGCGCUGACAUAAGAAGAAACAAAAAAGCAACUCCCGAACAAAUAUAUCGCCUGCGUUGGUAGAAGUUUUCUUGCACGGUCAUGCAAACAUUUAAAAGCAUCACAAUUAGCAUCACAAAGCAUCAAAAGUUAGAUAAAUGAAGUGCAUUUUGUCGAAAUGGAAGCAUAAAUGCCGAAACACACCCUGACCACUACAGCACAAAUCGAAAGGAAUGCGAAAAACUACCACAUUCAUCAAACAUACGCACGAAACACAAAACAAAAUUACUUUGUUGUAAAGGCAAGAAUCUAAUAAAAAAAACGAAUAAACAAACAAAUGAAACAAAACUGAAAAUACUAACA
Anopheles moucheti is the source of this 6078-nucleotide messenger RNA. RefSeq lists its product as uncharacterized. The transcript is spliced from 3 exons. Lineage: Eukaryota; Metazoa; Arthropoda; Insecta; Diptera; Culicidae. Bases 1903 to 3528 code for a protein of 541 amino acids. The record is from RefSeq and is a predicted model, not a curated record.